Messenger RNA from Oxyura jamaicensis (ruddy duck), 3728 nucleotides. It is a transcript of the gene RAB36, whose product is annotated as RAB36, member RAS oncogene family. The coding region runs from base 929 to 1729 and encodes 266 amino acids. Lineage: Eukaryota; Metazoa; Chordata; Aves; Anseriformes; Anatidae. The transcript is spliced from 14 exons. The record is from RefSeq and is a predicted model, not a curated record. Gene Ontology annotation, molecular function: GTPase activity; GTP binding.
CCUUUCUUUCUCCUGUUUCCGGCCUUGCGUCUAUAGCGUAAAUAACGCGUUUUACGGUAGCUGUUGAGAGUAAGUGGCGUCAACGGCGUAGUUGGUGAAUGGGAAGCUGGGGUCUGUGCUAGCGUGCGGAGCGCGGCGGGCCCCUGAGGGACGGGAGCGUGUGAGGGAACGGGGCAGGCGCUGCCGUGGUGCGGUGCUGUGGGGUCCCUCCACAGCCGUGUCCUCUGCAAAACGGGGAGGGAGGUCGUUCCCUGCCCACAGACUAUGAAGUAUUUUCACUUGACAAAAUUGGAAAAAAAUCAGCUUGAACAAGAGGCAAUCAAGGUAGUGGCUGUGACAUAGUAGGCUAGUGACAUGAGGUGUAAAGAGGCAGGGGAGUGUAGUAGCUUUAGGCAGCUUUUUUUCCUAGUCUCUACAGUACGGCACUAUAAACAGCUAGACUGCAUACCAAGGGUUUCCAUUGUAAUUAGAAUCUGCAGCUGAUACUGUUCUGGCACUGUUGAUGUAAGAAGGGGUAUGAUGCCAGGGAGACAGUAUAUUCCCAGUACUCUUUGGUGACCAAGUUCUGUAAGAAGAGAAAAAUCUGGAUCAUAUUCCUUCUCUGCUGGGUUAGUCCUGCUCCUUGUAUCCGUAUGUACAACUACCUUAGAAGAAAAGGAAGCUAUUAGGACAAGGGGACUGUUGAGUUUACUAAGGAGCACUUUCUGAUCCAAUGAAUCCGAAGGGCUGCUAAGACCAUUUUUUUCUAAAACAAACUGCGUAUAGUUUAGUUACUCUAUUCCAACCCCGCCUUCCGAUCUGUGAAGGAAGGGGAGGAAGGGAGCUGUUGCAAGCCUGUUGCUAUGGGCACACAGCAGCAGGCAGAGCUGAUCGUGUGGCUGGGAUCCUGCCGCAUCAGCUGCUGCACGGAUUGAAUUGAAUUUGGAGGAUGAAGUCCAGCCUAAAGCAUAUGGUUCCCCCAGUGAGUAGGGACAGAAUAAUCUCCCAGUUUCCUAAGUGGUACACACCCGAGGCCUGUCUGCAGUUCAAAGAGCACUUCCAUGCGCAGGUCAGAACUGCUUGUCAGCAGAGUGCUGGAACAGUUGGGCUGAAAAUAUCCAAAGUCGUUGUGGUAGGAGACCUGUAUGUUGGGAAAACUAGCCUCAUAAACAGAUUUUGUAAAGAUAAUUUUGACCGAGAUUACAAGGCGACAAUUGGAGUGGAUUUUGAAAUUGAACGCUUUGAAAUAGUAGGAAUACCAUAUAAUCUCCAGAUAUGGGACACAGCAGGUCAGGAAAAGUUCAAGUGCAUUGCAUCUGCUUACUACCGAGGAGCAGAGGUUAUAAUAACAGUGUUUGAUCUGACUGAUAUCCAGACUUUGGAUCACACCAAACAGUGGCUGGAAGAUGCCUUGAGGGAAAAUGAGCCAGAUUCCAGCUUCAUAUUUCUGGUUGGAACAAAGAAAGAUUUGGUGUCAGAUGCUGUGUGUGAAAGGACAGAGGUAGAUGCUAUCCGCUUUGCCAAUGAGAUGCAGGCAGAAUACUGGUCGGUUUCAGCCAAAACAGGGGAAAAUGUCAAUGAGUUCUUUUCCCGAGUUGCUGCCUUGGCCUUUGAACAGUCCAUGAUAAAGGAGCUGGAGAAGACCAUGGGGCACGUGGCUCAAAUUGGGACAGGAAACCUCAUCAAACUGGAAAAGAACCUGAUGAAAAUCCCAGAAGGCAACACUCAAGCCAGCCCAAGUUGCUGCUGACUCAACUGCUUCUUAAUGUGACAUGAUUCUGGAACCAUAUGCAGUCUCAGUCAUGAACUUGUUCAUCCCUGUCUGUGGUAGGAACUCUGAGCUGGUAAGGUUAGAUUCAACGCUGCUGCUAAACUUGUAGUCACUCUUUCUGCUUUUACUGGACAAGAUAAUUUGAUCACAUUAUGUUGGGAGCAAUUUGCUACACUGCAUACUGGAAGCUGUAAUAGUAGAGAAAUAGUUUUUGCCAUUUUGUGAAAACCUUUAAAAGUUCGUGUGGGUUUAGAGGCGUGGGAAAAGAUGUUCUCCCAAGAAGACACAUGCUUGGUAAGCUCUAUGGUAUUUGCUGUAUGAAGACGUCGUUACUGAAUGCUUACUGUAGAACCUGCUCUCUGGACAUCCUACUGUUACUUGGUGUGCUGGCUGGAUCAAAAAUCGUUGCCCCAGUUCUGGCUUUUCAAAUACCCUUUGACAUAACCUUGUGCAAUUAGUUAUCUAGAAAUUGCAAUCAUUGUCUAAUAGAGGGAGAUUAACUCUGGCUACCACUUAAUUUUACAUAAGUAAAGCAGCUUCAGAAAGCUCUUUUGCUCUUUGGGCAGCAAUGACUGAUGCCAAAAGAUUCUGCUGUUUUAAAAGUCAUUCCUGCUGACAAAUGACAUUGCCAGAAAUUUGAAUGACAAAUAACAUUGUCUGAAAUUACUGUAAUAAAUAUUUGCUCAGUAUAUGUGAAACUGUGUUAGUAUGAUUGAUUUUGGUAAUUAGGUUUCAACUGUAAAAGUAGAAAAGAAGUUAAAAGGAUAAAUAAAAAAUCCUAUAAAAGUUAUAGGGAAAUGAAAUAAAUGCAUCUCACUAAACAGAAAGACUGCUUCUCUAGAAAACUCUUUAUCAGCUGCUUAUCACUUCAUAAUUCUAAGAUUCAAAUCCAGCAUUACAUGCUAUCCUGGCAUAAGAAAGAGUGAAAUAGGUUUUUGGUAAUGCUCUAAAUUUCUUAAUUGCAACUGUUUUGAAUAUGGAGAGACAGAAGAAAACCUGUGGACAAUUACAAGUUACAGUUUCAGAAGAUGUUCGUUCAAUUAUUACAAAAACUACAGUAUCUGAAAAGCUGAGAAAAUAAAUAUUUGUUAAUGAAUCUACAUACUAACUAGACUCUCAGCUAUUUUUACCCCCAAAAUUGUUUCCUAAGAAAUAGGAAAAAGUGGAAGAAAAAAUGGCUUAAAGAGCCUUUACUUUUAUUAAAAGUAAAUUACUUUUAUACUUCUAUGACUUAUGAUAUGAACUAGAGGAGCUUCAAAGAAUAUAACAAAUAGGGAACUCUCCCUCUUUCUCUUUUUAAUCAUACAACCUCCUAUUUGGUGAUUGUAUUGAUUCUGUUGGCAAACUCACAAAUGUAGCAUUUGGUAGAGAAGGUGAAUAUGUGGGGGUAUGUAAUAAGCUACUUAUGCGUGAUAUUUUGACCUUCUGAUGUUCUGUGUAUUUCGUCUCACAAAUCUCUUUCACAAGAUGAUGAAUGUGUACUCUGCUUGUACCAUGCUUUCCACUGAGUGGGCAGCAUAGCCAUGAUCUUUGUGUUCACUGAGUUUGAAUGAGAGUUGAAAAGGAUAGUUCAUUCUACUGCAGUGUUUUGUGUAUGUAUCUGAAGCAUCUUGCAUUUGUAUAAUGUUUUUCAGAAGCAAUUUUAGAAGCAGAGUGGAGCCACAUAACCACAGCUAUGUACUGUGCUGUGGAUGAGUACUGCUAUCCUCGGUUUAUGAUAGAUAAGUAGAAACUCAUAGAGGUAGUAUUUGUGACUUUUUUAAAAAUUAGUCCUCUAUUUUCAUAUGGAAAACUUUCUCUGAAGUAAUUUGAAACUCACAAUUUUGUCUUUCUUUAAUCCAGUUAUUCUCAGUUCAUUUCUUUAUUAAAGACUUUAUUGUAUGAGUAAAUGAUUCAUAAAAUAGUUAUUAUUCUAGAACUGGGUUUCAAAGUUUUGUUUGCUACUUAUGAUGAAUAAGCCUGAGCUUCAGACCAAAUU